This is a messenger RNA of Aspergillus steynii IBT 23096, 1157 nucleotides long. Its product is annotated as TMEM199/VMA12 family protein. The transcript is spliced from 2 exons. Gene Ontology annotation, cellular component: endomembrane system. Bases 68 to 997 code for a protein of 309 amino acids. NCBI's taxonomy places the organism in Eukaryota, Fungi, Ascomycota, Eurotiomycetes, Eurotiales, Aspergillaceae. The record is from RefSeq and is a predicted model, not a curated record. Gene Ontology annotation, biological process: vacuolar proton-transporting V-type ATPase complex assembly.
CAUCUCCUUGUCUUUCCUCGCUCUAUCAACCAUGGACUGUCAUCGAUAAUAUUGUCUCCCUUCGACGAUGGUCCGCCUAGUCACCACCUCUCGCAUCGUCUCGGCCCUCGAGGAUGUCCCGCCCUCGUCUCGCCAGGAGCUUGACCUACCAGACACCUUAUCUCUCGAGGGCCCGAUCGCCCAUGAACAGAUAAUCCGGUUGGCUCGAUAUUUUCGAACCAGGAAUGACACCUCCAUCAGCAGUGAUGACCGGAGUCUAAAUUCGCUCCUCCGCGGGACCAAGGUGUACGUUCCACCGCCGCCGAAGAAGCCCGAGCCCAGCCCCGAAUACCUCGCUUUAAAAGCCCGUCUCCUCGCCGCCGCCGAAGCAGACGCCUACAAACGCAUGACUUCUCCACAUCUGCCCUCGUCGCAAUCCCCGGCGUCCAUCUUCUCGUCAUCCACACCGACACUCUCCGCCAUCCACGAAUCGAAGUCAUCAGGCGACCAGUCAGUCGACGACUCGGAUCCGCUGACGCCCGGACUCGUGCUGAAUAUCUUCCUCUCCGUUCUGCUCACCGGGUUCAGCGUUUACUGGGCGCUGACCAGCUUUCGAACACCCGAUUUACUGGUCGCGUUGGUGGCGACGGUCUGGCGGUCGUCGAAUCGAACCGGCUCGCAGGGCGGGGUGUCCGAGCCCGUGCGAGUCUUGAUCUCGCUUCUCGUGGCGUUAAUGGUCGGCGUCGCGGAAGUGCUGAUCUACGCUAUCUACUUACGUAAAGUUGAACAGGCGCGGGCACGUGAGAAACGAAUCCGAGAACGAAAAGUAGUGGUGGAGGGAGACGACCAGAACCCCAGUGGUGAGGAUACGGCGAAUACCGCUGGGGAAGGAAACGCUACCGUCAUACCACCCGACGGAGAGAAGGCAGAGAUCUGGGGCAGAGGACCGAACGGUGGACUAAGGAGGAGAGUACGGGAACGGUGGGAAGAGAAGGAGAAAGAAGAAGAUGGACAAUGACCGUAAGUGAUGAGGUUGCCCCCUUUUGACCAUGACUAGGACCAUUUGCUCCUUGAUACCCCCUCUCUCUCAAAAAUUUGGUCGAGUCUUGCAAAACUCUCGACUCAGAUGUGUACAAUAUGUUGUUUUCAACCAAUCUAAGAAAUGCCGGUACAAUGAG